Zea mays is the source of this 3749-nucleotide messenger RNA. Its product is annotated as putative disease resistance protein RGA3. Bases 95 to 3406 code for a protein of 1103 amino acids. The transcript is spliced from 4 exons. Gene Ontology annotation, molecular function: ADP binding. Lineage: Eukaryota; Viridiplantae; Streptophyta; Magnoliopsida; Poales; Poaceae. The record is from RefSeq and is a predicted model, not a curated record. Gene Ontology annotation, biological process: defense response to other organism.
GACGACUGAUCCAAAACGUGGCGAGUGGUGUUUACAUUAUUGCCACGUGACCACGUCGACGGUGGAAGAAACAUUCGCUGCUCAUGGUUCAUGAAUGGCGAGCGGUGGCGUGGUGGCGUCUCUACUGUCGUCGGCGACCAAGCUGCUCGACCUCCUCCGGGGUGCGCCGUCUGUUUCUCGCCGUGCAGGGCAGCAGCAGCCGGUUUCCGCAGACGUGCAUCGGUUGCAGCGGCUGCUGAGGAGGAUCCAGGCCACGAUCGAUGACGCUGGGGAGAGGGAGAUCCGGGACAGUUCUGUGAAGCUAUGGAUCGCAGAGAUCACGGUCGUCGCUCGCGACGCCGAGGACGUCCUAGAAGACUACCGUUACGAGCUGAUCCGGCGGCGCGUGCAAAGACUAGAAGGCACCGGCGGCGGCGCCUCUACCUCGUGCAAGCGGAAGCACCACCACGACGACCAAGGUUAUGGCAUCCGUGAGAGAAUGAUCAGGAAGAUCACACGUAGGUUCAGCAUUUCCACAGAUCGAGCCGGCUUUCAGUUCAGACCUGAGGGGGACGAUGGUAGCACCAGUGAGGGAAUCGUGGAUAUCACGAGGUGGUUUGAGGAAAUCCAUACAGAUCAAACUGCCGCGCAGCUCAGGCCAGAGGACGAGGAUGGUGACAUCAGCAAGCGAAUUGGGGAGAUCAUACGCCGAUUCGAGGAGAUCACUGGAGAUCGAGCAGCCCUGCACCUCGGACAGGAGGAUGGCGAAAGAAACACUUGGAGUGGGAGGGACUCCACGUGGGAAUCAAGAGUGACUAGCCAUCUUCUGGAUGAAUCCUGUGUUUUUGGUAGGACCAAGGAAAAAGAGCAUGUUGUAAAGUUGGUGAAAUCAUACAGUAAGUGCCCAGGAAUUCAUGUUUUGCCAAUUGUUGGAAUGGGGGGCAUUGGCAAGACAACGGUGGCACAGAUGGUUUACCGCGAGGUCCAAGAAAGUUAUGACCUUCUGAGUUGGGUUCAUGUCCCCGAAACAUUUGAUUUACGCAAGCUGGCGAUAGCAAUCACAGAGUCUCUGUCCAGACAACCAUGUACAUACAACAAUUUUAGCGUCGUUCAUGAUGUUCUGCAACAAACAGUACUAAACAAGAGAGUGUUCCUUGUUCUGGAUGAUCUAUGGAAUGAACGGCAAAUUUGCUGGCAAGAUUUUCUUUGUUCACUCAAGUUUGCUGAUACUAUGACAAUCCUGGUGACUACUAGGAGCAAAGAGGUAGCACAACUUCUGCAGACCAUUCCUCACUUCGAGCUUGGCUUGUUACCUGAAGAUCACUGCUGGCAGUUGUUCCAAUGCUAUGCUUUUGGCCAUAGAAACAUCCAUGAAGAGUCCGCUUUGGUUCAGGUAGGUAGGAAAAUUAUGGAGAAAUGUAGUUGCUUACCAUUGGCAAUUAAAUCCAUAGGUUGCCUGUUGCGGUCCAAGAUGGAUAUGCAGACUUGGAUGGAAAUAUCCGAUAGUGAGUUUUGGGAAUAUUCAGAUAAUAAUGAAGAGAUCUUGUCGGCUCUUAGACUGAGCUUUCAUCGGCUGCCAGGAAGGCUGAAGCCUUGUUUUCUGCUGUGUGCUUUAUAUCCCAAAGGCGAGCCUUUUACCAAGGACGACAUGAUUCACUUAUGGACUGCUCAUGGUUAUGUACAGCCUUCAGGAUGCAAAACACUAGAGAAGGUCGCUGGUGAGUACUUUGAUGAGUUGAAUGAAAGAUCACUGAUCGAAAUGGAUACAUACUAUUUGGUCAGUCGUGAGGGUCACAAUUACUUGAAAAAGUCACGUGUAAGAUCACCAGUUGAAAUCUCUAGUGGGGAGAUCUUCGACACUGAUGUUAGCUUUUAUGAGCUGCACAUAAGAUCAUUGGUUGAAAAUUUUCACAAAGGAACGACAGAGUCUUCCUUGCCAUUUCAAUUGUUUAGGCUGCAUGACAUGAUUUGGGACCUUGCAAAAUCUCUGUCCAGCUGCUUGUUUUCUGCUGUAGCUGUUGAUGAAGGUAACCUUUACAUGCAAAAUGAAGUUCAGCACUUAUUUCUCUGGUUAGGCAGGGGCAGAUCGAAACAAAAUACACAGAGGGGGCACUCUGAACUUAUCCCCAUUUCUAAGUCUCGUGAUCUAUUCAUCUCUUGGAUAAACAAUUCUCUUGGGCUUGAAUCUGAGCCAUUUAGAUGGAGGCAUAGGUCCACACCCAGGCCCAGCCAUCGACCCCAGGUGUCUGAUUUUGAGCUCCUAGGGCUAAGCUCAACUGCGUUGCUAGGCAUUGCCUUGGAGGCCAUGAUCCAAGCACGACCUGAUCCUGUGCAAGAUCCCAUGAGUUCAGCAAGACUUCUAGCAUAUUUGCCCGAAAACAAACAUGAAUACAUACUUUCUACACAAAGUCGACGUUCUCAGUUGUUCAAAAUAGAUUAUUUACGCACCUUAAUUUUAAAACAAUGUACAUUUUACAAUAUUGGCAUAUACACAUAUCUGAGAGCUCUUAUACUAUAUUCAUGUAAAGAUAGUGGCUGCAUAGCUGCAAUCCAAUAUCUGAAGCUCUUGCGCUAUCUCAAUAUAAGGAAUUGUGAUUCAUUGACUGGCAAAAAUCUGAAUCACUUGACACAAUCAAUAUGUCAUCUUUACAGCCUUGAGAAACUGAUCGUAUCCACUUGUUGGAAAGAGUUCUCCAUUCAGUCGUGCCAUCUUUUCAGUUUAAGAUAUCUCCAACUCUCCGUUCAAUUCAAUGACUGGUCCCAGCAUCCACUUUGCCACUUCCAUAACUUGGACACACUGUGCUUGCAGAACUGCCAUAGCAUUGCGGAGCUCCCUACAGGCAUAGGAAAUCUGAUGAACCUGAGAUGCCUUAAGCUUAUUGGAAUUUCAGAGAUCAAGAAGUUGAAUCAUGAUUCUUUACUAUGUCAGUGUAAUAACAACAAGUGCCAGUUAAUGAAGGCAAUAUUCCCUGCCCUAAUGGAGUUAGAACUUGAUAGUCUGUGCGAACUACAGGACUGGUGUAAAUUCCAGGAUUCAGAUUGCCCAAAGAUGCAGAGCAUCACUGUAAGAAACUGCAACAAACUUAGACGAAUCCCUUACUUUGGUUCUGUCAGAAGUCUAAUGAUAAUAAACUCAGCUCUAAUUGGUCUCCAGCUUUCAGCAUCUAACGAACCUUCUCAGCUGCAGACUCUUGAUAUCAGUUACUGUGAGAACCUGGAAUCCUUGUUGGGACUGGAAAAUCUUUGUUCUCUCGGGAGCUUAUAUAUUGCCCAUUGUCCUAAACUAUUUGUCUUGCGUCAAGAGAAGCUUUUGUUUAGGCCUCAAAAUAUAUUAAUUGAUGACUGCCCUGGACUGAUCGAAUGGUGUGAUGAGCAAGAGCUCUACUAUCAUGUGAGGUCUUAUGCUCUUCUAUUUUUUUUAUUUUAACAUUAGUCCAUUGUCUUGUGCUCUUGCAAUGGGUUUUCAGUACCAUGCUGCAUAAAAGGUAUAGUCCAUCGUCUCGCAAGGGUUUCUUAAAUUUUGAGAGGUUUAAAUAUUUUAAUUUUUAGUACUGUGCUGCACAGUAGCAACUUUACGAGAGUAGAUGUUAGAUUUAGUGGAUGAUUUCGAGUACCUUGGUUAAUUUCUUGUUGUAGCUACCUCUCAUUGUUAAGAUCAUUAGGUGACUCUUCUUGGUAACCACUGUACUUACUGUAUCAGUCUCUAGAUCAUUAGGUGAUACAAACACCAUGUACAAAUUUUAUUGGAAAAGAGGGAUUAAGUGGUGUUA